Caenorhabditis remanei is the source of this 252-nucleotide messenger RNA. RefSeq lists its product as uncharacterized. The coding region runs from base 1 to 252 and encodes 83 amino acids. The record is from RefSeq and is a predicted model, not a curated record. The transcript is spliced from 2 exons. NCBI's taxonomy places the organism in Eukaryota, Metazoa, Nematoda, Chromadorea, Rhabditida, Rhabditidae.
AUGGACGAAGAGACGAAAAUUCGAAUGAUAUUCGCUUUGAGCGCUCCGAUCGACAGUAGUUUUCUUGUUAAAAUUAAGGAAUCUGAUGACGUUCAAACAGAUCAUGCACGGAGAACUACUGAAUACACAACGAAAGAAGACGGUUUCGAAUUGAAAGGAACUUAUCUGUGGCCACAUUGUUUGAGUCAAAGAGAGAAGAAGAGAAGAGAACGCUGGAGUUUCUGGCAAGAAAAUCAAAGACGACCGAUUUGA